AUGGAUCAUGCUUACGCUGCUGUUAAGUUGCAGAACAUGUACCGGAGUUUUCGCCACCGGCGCAUGCUAGCUGACACCAUUAUAAUGGAGCUCUGGGGGCACGCGAUAGACUUUGCGAGACUGAAUAUCAGUACGACUUUCUUCUUCCAAUGCAUGAACGAGAGAAGUUCCAAUACUCGGUGGACUCGAAUUGGCUAUAAUGCUUCUAUGGUGGGCAGAGGUGUGUCUGAAAAUGACGAAGCGCAAAUAUUGGCUUUUCAGCAUUGGAUUGAAGCUAUUGAUCCGCGGCAUCGUUAUGGACAUUGCUUACGUUUGUACUACAUCCAGUGGUGCAGGUCGAAUGCUGGUAAUCAGCCCUUUUUUUAUUGGUUGGAUGUAGGAGAUGGAAAAGUGAUCGAUCUCCCAGAAUGCUCAAGAUCAAUGCUUCAACAACAGUGCGUGAAGUAUCUUGGACCUCUAGAGAGGAACCAAUAUGAAUACAUCGUUUCUGGGGGGAAAUUUGUUCAUAAACAAAGUGGAGGCGAUCUUCAUACACAGCUUGAAGGAUCACGAGGCCUGGACAAGUGGAUAUUCGUUGUGAGCACCUCGGGGAGACUCUACGUCGGUAAGAAAGAAAAAGGCAGGUUCCAUCAUUCUAGCUUCUUGGCUGGAGGGGCUACAGUAGCUGCUGGAAGCCUAGUAGUAGAGCACGGAAUUCUUAAGUCCAUAUCUGGAGAUAGUGGACAUUAUCGGCCAACGGCCGACAGCAUUUCCCGGUUUCUAUCCUUUCUUAAACAACAUGGAGCGAAUCUUAAUGAAAUGAAGGACGUACCUCGAUCGUCUCUCCCAUGA
This is a messenger RNA of Carya illinoinensis, 831 nucleotides long. RefSeq names its product IQ domain-containing protein IQM3-like. Lineage: Eukaryota; Viridiplantae; Streptophyta; Magnoliopsida; Fagales; Juglandaceae. The transcript has 8 exons. The record is from RefSeq and is a predicted model, not a curated record. The coding region runs from base 1 to 831 and encodes 276 amino acids.